Messenger RNA from Colletotrichum chrysophilum, 1734 nucleotides. RefSeq lists its product as uncharacterized. Bases 1 to 1734 code for a protein of 577 amino acids. Gene Ontology annotation, biological process: transmembrane transport. The transcript is spliced from 5 exons. Lineage: Eukaryota; Fungi; Ascomycota; Sordariomycetes; Glomerellales; Glomerellaceae. Gene Ontology annotation, molecular function: transmembrane transporter activity. The record is from RefSeq and is a predicted model, not a curated record.
AUGGCUUCCCCAAACGAAGCCGCGAGCUCACCAGAGAUUGCUCCUGAGCGUCCCGUCCCAGCCCCGAUUGACGACAAGGAUCCCGAGAUCGUCGAUGAGAAGCCCAGUUCCGAAAUCGAUCCCAACACCGGCGGACUUGCAGGUGUCGAGAAGAUUGAGGCCUUGACUCAAACAUGGACCAAGCCGUGGCUUGUCGUCGCCUACAUCUUGUAUGCGCAGUCUGCACAACUCUUCCGCAUCUGGCUUGUCUUCUUCACAGACUCGCUGCAACAACAAAUUGCUAGCUCUCUACUGCCUUAUGCAGUCAGUGACUUCGGUCUCCAUGGCCUUAUGGCCGCCACGGGCAUCAUCUCCAACAUCGUGGCAGGAGUCAGCAAGCUACCGCUCGCGCGUAUUAUCGACGUGAUUGGUAGAACGCAAGGCCUCUGCAUCAUGUUGGUUUGUGUUGUCAUCUGCCAAACGUUCUUCUGGACUGGCAUGAAUGGUAUUGGUUACGUUCUCAAUAUCUUCAUGGCCGAUACCUCGACACUUCGCAACCGAAUGAUUCUCUUCGGCUUUACAUCUACACCCUACGUCUCCAACACCUUCGCCGGGCCUGCAGCUGCCCAAGCUUUCCUUGACGGCAGCACUUGGAGAUGGGGAUACGGCGCUUUCACAAUUAUCAUCCCGGUUAUUUGCGCCCCCCUAAUUAUCAUCUUUACCCUCCAGUUGAACCGAGCCAAGAAACUCGGUCUCUACGUCAAGCCCCAAACCAACCGCACCUUCUGGGAGUCGGUGAAAUACUGGUUAAUAGAAUUUGAUGUUGCAGGAAUCCUUAUUGUAGUUGCUGGAUUCUCGCUGUUCCUGCUGCCAUUCAGCAUUGCUGGUUAUCAGGCACACAAAUGGGUUGAGCCCAGAAUCAUUGCGAUGAUCGUUAUCGGUGGUCUUCUCUUGAUCGCGUUCCCACUAUAUGAGAAGUACCUUGCGCCAAAGACUUUCAUUCCUUGGGAGUUAUUUCAGAACAGAACAGUCCUGGUCGCCUGUUUGCUCGGAGGGAACAUGUGGAUCAGCUUCUACUGUUACAAGGUUCAGUUCUCAUCCUAUUUGCAGGUCGUCUACGACCUCAGCGUCGCAAGAGCUGGCUUCAUCACCAAUAUCUUCAACAUCGUAUCUUGUGCUUGGGCGGUUCCGGUUGGGCUUCUCAUGCGCUUCACCGACCGAUACAAGUGGCUUGGACUGGCGGCGAUUCCUCUUCAGAUGCUUUCUACCGGUUUGAUGAUCAAGUUCCGUAUGCCCGAUACUCACGUCGGCCUUGUCAUCAUGUGCGAGGUUCUCGGCUCUUUCGCCGGUGGCACUAUUGUCAUGGUCGAGCAGAUUGCCAUCAUGGCUUCCGUUGCUCAUCGCGAUGUUGCAGUCGGUCUCGCUCUACUGGCUCUCGUCACCAGUGUUGGAGGUGCUAUUGGCCAAUCUAUUAGUGGUGCUAUUUGGACCAACUCGAUGCCCUCGAAGCUAGAGCGCUACCUUCCCGACGAACUCAAAGACCAGGCCCUCCUCAUCUAUGGUGAUCUUGUCACUCAGCUCAGUUACCCAGUGGGUACUCCCGAGAGAGACGCCAUCAUUCGUGCGUACGGCGAAACGCAGAAGAUCAUGAUCAUCGCGUCGUUGGUGGCAUUAGUUGGAUCGAUUGUUUGGGUUUCUUUGAUGAAGAACCAUCGCUUGAGUGACAAGCAGCAGACAAAGGGUGUUCUGUUCUAA